AUAUACGUAGAGAUGUCAACGAUACUUUUUACCGGUACAAAAUGCCGCGUCUACAGUCCAAAAUUGAGGGCAGAGGAAAUGGCAUUAAAACGGUGAUCCCCAAUAUGUCAGAGAUUGCAAGGGCACUAAGUCGCUCACCUUUAUAUGUAACAAAGUUUUUUGGAUUUGAAUUAGGAGCACAGACGACUACGAAUACGGAUGCAGAUAGAUAUAUUGUAAACGGAGCUCAUGAUGCAGAGCGACUUCAAGAUUUACUUGACGUUUUUAUUCAAAGAUAUGUGUUAUGUAAAUCAUGCAAAAAUCCGGAAACAGAUAUUAUCAUUUUGAAGAACGACAAGAUUGUUAGGGAUUGUAAAGCAUGUGGGCGACAAAGUGAUGUACCACAGAAUACGAAACUUGCAAGCGUUAUAUUAAAAAAUCCUCCUAAAAACAGUAAAAGUAAGAAGAACAAAGUUAAAAAUGAUACAUCAUCGGAACAUGUAAAUAUUGAGAAAGAAGUGGAAUUUAAUGAUAACUUUAUACAUACAAUAACAGCUUCGGAACAAUCACAUUCAGAAGAACAUCAAAUUGAUGAUUAUUGGACAAUGGAUACGAGUGAAGCAGCGGUAAAAGCACGUAUGCAUGAAUUGGAAGAAAAUGUUAAGGCAAACCUUAUUCUUUAUGAUGAUGAGGAGGAUGAUCCAGAUGAAAGUAAUCCAUAUGAAGAAUUUGGAACAUGGGUAUCAGAAAACUUUUCAGCAUCAAAUAUCGAAAUAUAUAGGAAAGCUCAGGAAUUAAAGAUUGAGAGUAAGCAUAAAACAGUCGCAGUUCUUGCUCAAACAGUAUUUGAUGAACGUAUCCUUGUUCAAAUCAAAAAUAGAGCAAGUCUUUUCCGAAAAAUUAUUAAAGGACAGGAAAAACAUGAAAAAUCACUUCUUGGAGGAACAGAACGAUUUAUCGCUAUAAACCAUACGGAACUUCUUCCUCUUAUUCCUAAGAUUCUUAUGCAAUAUUAUCAGAGCGAUAUUCUAUCCGAGGAAGUAAUUAAAAAAUGGGCGGGUAAAAUUAGCAAACGUUAUGUAGAUAAAAAUAUAGACAAGAAAAUCAAGAAAGUUGCUGAACCAUUUCUUCGAUGGUUAGAAGAAGCUGAUGAUAGUGGUUCAGAAUCAGAAGAAUCGAAAUAAUGUAUUUAUAUUCUCUUAUCAUCUUUUAAUGCUUCAACUUCUUCUU
Messenger RNA from Pneumocystis carinii B80, 1209 nucleotides. RefSeq lists its product as hypothetical. The coding region runs from base 42 to 1163 and encodes 373 amino acids. The transcript is spliced from 4 exons. The record is from RefSeq and is a predicted model, not a curated record. NCBI's taxonomy places the organism in Eukaryota, Fungi, Ascomycota, Pneumocystomycetes, Pneumocystales, Pneumocystaceae. Gene Ontology annotation, biological process: translational initiation; formation of translation preinitiation complex; formation of cytoplasmic translation initiation complex. Gene Ontology annotation, cellular component: cytosol. Gene Ontology annotation, molecular function: translation initiation factor activity; GDP-dissociation inhibitor activity; eukaryotic initiation factor eIF2 binding.